Anas platyrhynchos (mallard) is the source of this 4173-nucleotide messenger RNA. It is a transcript of the gene IHO1, whose product is annotated as interactor of HORMAD1 1. NCBI's taxonomy places the organism in Eukaryota, Metazoa, Chordata, Aves, Anseriformes, Anatidae. Gene Ontology annotation, biological process: meiotic DNA double-strand break formation; DNA recombination; homologous chromosome pairing at meiosis. Gene Ontology annotation, cellular component: condensed nuclear chromosome. The record is from RefSeq and is a predicted model, not a curated record.
UCACACGGUCGAGAGUUAACAAGCCGUGGAGAUAAAUUCCAGCUAUUUAUGCCAGACGUAGCCCUGUAGUUACACGCAAAAACAAGCAGCAGAGUUGCUCCAAGUCUGUUAUGGGUAAAAGUCCAGAAUUAUUUAAGUGAAAGCUUCAUUUCUGCAGGAUUUGUUAAGGAAAGCAGAUAUAUACAUCAACGCUGCUGCUGUUCGGGAUGACACACAACACAGGCAUUGUUUUGACACCUCGGAGCUCCAGGCUGCUGUUAACACUAAAACUUGCUCUCCAGGCAGGAGGAGCGUGAAGGGGAUGUGACGAGCUUCUCUAAUCUAUCUGUAAAUUUACAGCAGCCUUAUUUCUGCAGUGGUUUAGUGCUUAUGGAGCAUCCUCAAAACUGACGACCAAACAGUUUAACCAGCUUUAAAAUUACUUUGAAUUAAAGGGAAAAAAACAGGCAAGUAAGCAUGCCCAUUUUCCAUUCCUGAAGAUGAGGAGGAUAGUGACGUGCAAUGAAAAAAUUCCAGUAAAACCAUAUUUGAGAAUCUUUCUCCGGGGCAUGUUUAGAUCAUGGGUUAUUUCUGUCAUACUGGUGGGUAAAAUUAAGCCGUUCUGCAUUUCUGAGAGCACUGUUGACACAAGAGCCCGCACAGCCCCUGGGCACGAAGCCACCUGGUGUGCUAUGGCUGCCACUAGGGACCAGCCCAGGGGCACUCAGCCCCCAAGCACCUCCUUCACCCAGAACAAGGGUGUCCCCCCCAUCUGCCUGGGGACAGCCCAGAUCAGGGGGGACCCCCGAGCCCCCCACCCGGAUGCCGGUUGCACCCCAAACCCACAGGGAGCAGCUAGGCCCAGCCCCAGCCGCAUGGUGGCCAUGUCGGCCACGUCAGCCAUGUUGGCUGGGCCUCCCUGGGGCCGCAGGUGCCUCUCGUCUCCCCCUGCAGCUGGUGUGCUCCGUCCUAAAGGGGCUUUAACUCUUUUUCUUAUUUCUCCUCCUUGCAGUGUUACUGGGAGAGUGUGGGCAGCACCGUGACAUUGCAACCAGCGGUCAAUCUUGAAAAAAUGAAUUUUAACGUCUGGAACAUCAAGGAGAUGCUCAGCACUCCAACAGCCUCUGGGCCUAACAAGUUUUCUGUCCGGAGCAAUGCUCCCAGCGACUACUCGAGUCUCAGUGAUUCUCAGCUGCUCUUCGGCUCCCAGUUCUGCCCGGAGAACGUGCAGUCGGCAGCGGCACCGCUGGAGCUGGGCACGCAGCUGGGACAGCACAACUCCCAGGACAGCGAGCCCAGUAUUUUCACUAAAUACCAAAUGAAACCACAGUUAUUUGAUGAAGAUACAAGAGAAAAAGGCUUGCUUAAUUUUUGUGCAGGAAGAGGGAAAAGUGUCCUGGAAAAUUUUGAAGUGAAUAAGAACAAAAUAAAGGACAAAUAUGAUCGAGAGGUCUUAAGCACCUUUAUUUCCAGUAUCAACGACAGGCUUCAAGGGCUGCAAGCAUGCUUGGACAAAUUUGAAGAAAUGUUCAAUUCAAGGAACAAAUCCAUUUUGGUUCAUCUAGAAACCAUUUCCAAGACACUGCAAGAUGCUCUUCAAAGUCACAGUGACUUGGUGCUGAAAGCCCUGGCAGAUAAAAGCCAAAUGGAGCAGGCGCUGCUGGAGAUGGAGAGGAGACUUGCAGCCAAAGACAUGGAGAUUUCAGAUGUGAAAUGCAGUGUCCAGCAGCUGAAGGAGAGCCUGGAGUCGCUGCCGGCUCAGCUGAGCGAUCAGCACCUGAAGCUGUGUGAAGAAUUAGGCUCCCUGAAGCUCCCUAGUGCCUUAGCUGAGCUGCAGACAUUCAUGUCCAGCGCCAGAGCCCCCCCUCGGAUGGUGGACGACUCUUCUCAGACCUCCCCUGGCACAUGCCAGGGCUGUGCCUCACGUCAGGAGACCGAGCACUGGCCGUGCUGCCGGGGCAGGGGGGGUUGCAGCUCCUCGGGUCCGUCUCAGCACGGAGCCCUGCCCGUGGGGAGCCAGCCCACCGGGGACGGGACACCUGGGAAGGACCUCAGCACAGCUUCUGGAGGCAGCUCCGUUGCUCAAGUCAGCCCCGUUGCUCAAGUGGUGUGUGGCAGAGAAAAUACUUCUGUGCAGGAGGUGAGAUCUGUUCCGGAACCUCAGAGCCAUGCUACCCAUCCCUGUAUGUGCUGUGCUAACACUCAGUGUCUUGGGGAGAGCCAGAAGAAACGCUGCCCCGUAGCGCAGGAAGUGUCUCUGCUAACUCCUCUGAGGAAGGCGAUCAGGAGGAGCACUGCAGCAUUUAAAAAUGUGACACCAUCGCAACAGAGGCAGCCUCAGGUUUGCCACCUCUUUGUACAAAACAACGUGCCCGGGCAAAGAGACGGGAACUCAUCCACAGACCAUGAGCUGGAGAAUGUAGCUGUAGGAAACAAAGCAAAGCAGAAGUCAGGAAGGAUCCCUUGGAAUAAAAUAAUGGAGAGGAAGAAAACGUACCCCAGCAAGAGGAAAGGAGAGCUCUCUAGAGGUGCUGACGGCGGGCUGAAGCAAGUAAGGGCAAACAGGAUUAUUGCCUUGGGAAGCUCCAGAAAAAAAUGCUUGCCCAGAUACACGGUUGGUCUCAAUUUAGAAAACUCUAACCCGGUUUCUUCAGCUCCCAAUCAACAGAUGCUCGGCAGUGCUCAGCCGAGGCUUACAAGGAAUUUCCUACCUGUGCCGUGCUCCAGUAAAGGCGUGCAGCAACUUGCAGACAAAACAAGGAGAAAUCUGGAAAACAAGAAACGAGUGAUCGUUUCCAGCGCAAGGAGGAAUUUCUGGGAUUCCUCUCCCCAGGAGAAUGUAUUUUCCCUGUGCAGCACAACAGGUGGAAAGCAGAUGAGCUGCUCUCCAGGCUCCAAUAAGCCAGGUCCUGGCAACGCGCUGCCCCAGCAGAGCACGGAAUGCUGCUCUUUAGUUUUUGAUAGCGAUUAUUCUGACUGAGGGGUUUCCUUUGGUUUUCAGUCUUCAGUGCAGGCGUGGCCAUCUCAGUCACAGUUCAUUUCUGCGGGUGCAUUACCUGCUGCCUCCUGAAUUUGAUCCCACGCAGGUGAGCGAGCUCCUGUUGGGCUGGCAAGAAGGGCUGAGUGACCCGUGUGUGUUACAGCCCUUGGAAACAAGCAAGGCUCGUGCCUGGCACGCUUCAACAAGUUACUGCCCACUCGGAGAUAUUGGAAAGCCGAGUGGAUCUGUAUUAUUUUAUCCCCUGCCACCAGCAGGAAUGCCUCGGGCUGUGGUUACUGCUGCAUUUACGCAGCAAAGAAGUGUCUGCGGAGACUUUCAGCGGGGAGGAACCAGCUGGCAGAUCACAGGCACACCGCUGAUUCUCCUGCUACCAGACCGAGCACUUAGAUCUGCUCCAAACUUUUCAUCUAGAUACGUGGAAUAAUAUCUUUGCAGCUGGAGGCUUUAGCUCUGCUCUUUACUCGUGGUCUCUGUUUUGGUUUGUAUGUCUGACAGUUCAGAUUUUGAGCUCCCUGGGAAGUAGGGGGUAUUUUUCUGAUUGAUUUUGGUAAGGUUCAGAUUUGUCCCGAGAGCUGUUUCUGAGCUUUGGGCAGUUUAGCUGAGGAAAGCAGAAUCCCAGCAUCUCGGUUUGUUGAAUAUGGUGUUUCUUCUCCUUUUAGGCUGAAAUUUCUUGGUUUCAGGAAAUCCAGGAAAUUAUUAUUUAGUUUCUGUUAUAUUUUUCCCACUUAUCUCUUGAUCACAGACUUGCCCAACUUACACUUUCCAAAGAUGACUCUCAGAAGCCAGAAGAAGUGACAGUCACAUCCAACAGGUACGGUGAUCGAUGGAUGUUUCUAAUCCUUUAGGGACCUGUAACUCUCCAGCUCGGACUCACUCCAGACACACAGAUUUGGAGUCAGAAAGGGCCAGCUGCUCACCCAACCCGACACACAUAGCAGCUCGGUCAUUCAGCAGCCCCUGUUCCUGCAGAGCAAAUCCUCCCAGGACAUCCAGCCGUGACUGUAAGUUUCCACUGCUUCAAAUAUUUCUGUCACGUUUGAGCUUUGAUCGGAGCUGCUGCUGGCAAAAGAAGCAUUUCGAUAUUGACAAAACAGGUCUAUUACCGUGAGUCCGCAUGGCCCAGUGCUGUCCUCCCACGGGGAAAGGCUGGGAUCCUUUCCCUGAAUUUAAUAAAGCCAUUGUUCCAUCACAAA